This is a messenger RNA of Zingiber officinale, 1374 nucleotides long. RefSeq names its product lipase-like. The transcript has 11 exons. Gene Ontology annotation, biological process: lipid metabolic process. The coding region runs from base 149 to 1210 and encodes 353 amino acids. Lineage: Eukaryota; Viridiplantae; Streptophyta; Magnoliopsida; Zingiberales; Zingiberaceae. The record is from RefSeq and is a predicted model, not a curated record.
CCUCCAUCGAUUUAAAAAGAUUGUGGACCUUGUGGUCUAGAGCUGGAAGAUCAUAACUGAUUGGAAAGAAACCAAAUCGCCACUUCGCAUUUUGGCGAUCGAUUCCGGUUCCAAACGAGAUUACAACGAAAGAAUCUUCCCUGUUUGGAUGGCAUUGGCCCGACGGCCGUGGUUAACGCUGCUGGUUUUGGCCGGAUGGCUUGCUGUUUCCGGUGGAAGAGAAAUUGCGAUCGAGCAUGAAAAUAGCUAUCCUUGCUACAAUCGAACUAUUGCGAAGAUACUUGUGGAAUAUGCUUCUGCUGUUUACAUCACAGAUCUUACAUCGCUUUAUACAUGGACGUGCUCGAGGUGUAAUGAUUUGACAGAGGGGUUUGAGAUGGUAGAGCUGAUUGUUGAUGUCGAAAACUGCUUACAGGCCUUUGUGGGAAUUGAUCAUGUUCUUAAUUCUACCAUUAUUGCUAUCAGAGGCACCAGCGAAAACAGUAUAAAGAAUUGGAUUCAGGAUUUGUUUUGGGUGCAGCUUGAUUUGAAUUACCCGGGUGUGAAAGAUGCAAAGGUUCACCACGGGUUUUAUCGUGCUUACCAUAACACCAUUCUCCGUUACGGGAUUACAAGUGCUGUUCAAAGGAUUAAGGAAUUAUACGGAGAUAUACAGAUUAUGGUUACAGGACAUUCUAUGGGAGGGGCUAUUGCUUCAUUCUGUGCACUUGAUCUUAGUGUAAAUUAUGGAGUGGAACAUGUUCAGCUUAUGACCUUCGGGCAACCUCGAGUAGGGAACCCUGCCUUUGCUGCCUACUUCAGCAAGCAAGUGCCUGAUACAAUUCGCGUGACUCAUGCUAAAGAUAUAGUACCUCAUUUGCCACCAUAUUAUGCUUCGUUCUCGAAAAGAACCUACCAUCAUUUCCCGAGAGAGGUAUGGCUCCAUCGCGCUGAAGUGGAUGGAGAAGAGUACAUAGAAGAGAAGAUCUGUGAUGGCUCUGGAGAAGACCCGACUUGCAGCAGGUCGGUCUAUGGGACAAGUCUAGCCAAUCACCUCGAGUAUUAUGGUGUCGACCUCGAAGCCGAUGCUUGGGGCUCUUGUAAGGCUCUUGUGGAUGCUAGUGUCUCACAAUACUAUCUAGAGUACAAUGGCAGCAUAAUCUUGUGGAGGGAACCCACCACUCUACAUUCAAAAAUAGUUUCUCCUCGAUCGGUUGGUAGUUCUCUAUAGAGUUAAUUCCUUGUGGGUUUGCAUCGAAAAACUGAAUGUAAAAUAGUAGAAAGAAUCUUAAGUGUAAUCUGUGUGUGAUCUUUGGUGGAUGAUGAAUUGAAUUAGCAUCGAAAUUGUAUGAACUAUUUUAUGAGUAGACUAUCAUAACAAAACUAUUUGAGUAA